CAGAUAAGAAUCUAGAGUCUAUUCUCUCGCCGUCUCUUCUCUCUGGUACUAGUUCUAGUAGGAGACGCAGGUUCACCAGAAGGCGAGGUACUACUUCCUCAGAACUACUCUCCUCUGAUGAGGAGAUCAUGUCUUCUCACAUCGGUGGUCUCUCUAAAUACAUAUCUAUGCCUCGCAAUGACCUUGUUCAGGCUAUCAUUGAAGAAUCACUGUCCGGGAAAGUAAAGGAGUUCCCACCAGGAGACCAACUCUCUCAGUCACCCGAGGAGGAGUUCCUAACACCUGGUGUCUCCGACACGGACGAUGUCCCCAGAGUCCUGGUCCCCAACGUUAAGCAGAGCGAGAGUGAGUACUCGAUAGGAGAGGUGUUAUAUCCUAGUCCCCCUCACUCGGAAACUGAGUUCAGUAAUGCUGGAGACAUGGUAUUUGGGGAGUAUAAUCUCCCUCACAACGAUUAUAUCACAGUCUACGAGGCAAUGCUGGAGAUAUACGAUGCUGCUAUCUCCGGUAAGAAGGAGAUGUUACACAUACUGAAGAAGACAGCUGCGGUUGAUGAUAUUGAUAAAUUUCCAAUCGCCAAUAAAAGUUCGUCCCUUUCUACCGAGCCAGGUAGUCCACCUGAGUUUGAGGAUCUACCCACGUUCUCCCUCUCAGCUUGCUAUAAUGUGCUCACUGAAGACUAUCAGGACAGACUUGAUAUUCUAGACGAGAGUUUAUCCUCUGACAGUGACGGUCCGUCCACUUCCUCUAGCUGGUUCACCUUUAGUUCCGGGAAGUCUAGUCUCAGAUCGAGCUUUGAGGUUCACGACGACCAAAGAGAGUUAAAGAAGAUGCCUUCUGUUGAUGAGGAGUCUCUCCAGCAAGACAUCUCCUCAGAGCUUGAAUGCAAGGAAGAACCUGGAGCUGGUGCAGUAAACGUUUAUCUUGUGGAUGGAGAGAAUGCAGGUGAUCUCGUGUUCGGAGAGAUAGAUAUUCCGUUUAAUGACUAUAUAGCGGAGCACUUGAUAACUUUGGACAGGGUCAGUGACUCUGAGUUGAUAGCAGAGUUGAUGGAUGCGAGCCUGCGGUUCUGGAGUGAGGACGUAAGUACGGAGUCAGACUCUGGACCUCCUGAUGUAGAAUGUUUCUCUCUAGACGAAACAGAGCUUGCAAAAUCUCCGAUAUAUUCUUCACGUCCAGAUUCAAUACCUAAGAUUACUGUUGAGGGUAUAGAUGAUGUGUUCAAGCACCCUAAAAAGAGGCGGAGGAGGAAAAAGAGGACAAAGUCCAGAUCUCCUGACCUCCUUCCCUUCCCUGAUACUUUCAUUGACCUUCGGUUAGACUCCCAAGCUCCUCCAAAUACACCUAUCUGUCCUAACACCUUCGCUCAGUCUCCUCCACAUAUUUCAUCACAGUUUCUGUUUAACAAAGCUCUCCUUGGGAGAGACCCUCUCAACACUUCAGACAACGACGAGGAGAAACCUUCCUCACCAUACCCAACUACAGAUACAGUAGACAGACUCCAUAUCCUCAUAGACAAGCCCUCGCAUAUCCUUGAGUCUCUAAGUGAGACUGAGGAGGAAGAUGAGGUGGUCAUUGAAGAGAAACCCUCCACCUCCUUCUUGAGGAUACAUCCUCAUGUAAACACUCAACUGCCACCUCACCAAGACCCUAGCCCGGCCCCUCUCUCACCUGUCAGGGAGAUGUGCGAGUCACCUGACUUCGACACCCCUGACCAGGAGAGUGAUACACACUCUGAAGCUAAUACAGACUCUGAUGUUCCCUCCAAGCCUCCUAAACCAGUCCUGACAAGAGCUCAGAAACGGAGGUUGAAAAAGAAGAAGCUGUGUAGAACUGACAGUGAAGUUGCGGAUAAGGAGGAGGACCCCACCAGCUCACCUAGCAGCUCCCCACGUAGACCUCCUGGGCUACCCAGACAAAGGAAUACCACCCCUCCGGAGCGGGACUCGGGACCUCGCACUGUUCUAGAUAACAUUGUAGUAGACGAGGACUCUCCCUCACCUGAUCGGAACGUUGUGUAUCUGGUUGAUGAGGACGGUGUUGUCACGGAGGGUCAGACAGCAGAGGACCUUAUCUUUGAGGAGUUUGAUGAGACUGUGAACGAGUACAUUUCUGAGAUGUUUGUGGAACAUGAAGGAGAGGAGGUUGAUAACAGUAGUGGGGUCUCCGUCCACCUCCUCUUCUGAUGUGAUGCAAGGCUUCUGUCCAACACCUGAUGAUGGUGAAACUCCAGAGGACCUUGUAUUCGAGGAGGAGGAAGAUGAAGAGCUGUUCCAAGGUUUAAUAUCAGUGUAUGAGACGGUUUACGAGACUCUUGUUUCUAACCCUGUUGAUACUGCUGAUGUUAGUGUGGGAUGUGAUUUAAACAGACCUCUAACAGCAGAUAUUGGUACAGACUCAAUUGUAGAUAACAAUCCGUGCAGUGAAAGUCAGAGCCAGACUGAGCAAACUCCUGUCGCUGCCAAAUCAACUCAAUCGUUCGUUAACUCUCAGUGCGGCAGUUCUCUGACUCUAGAGUCCUCUUCUCAAGCCACUCCCGACUACCUCUCCUCAGAGGUGCAAUGUGGCACUCCUGUUGCUCAUCUUGAGGACACGGCUUCUCAGUCAGAUCUGAAACCUGAUUCCUCUAGUUACGAGACACAAUGUGACAUCAAACCAACUUCCUCUUGUAAUGAGACUCAGUGUGAUACAGUCUCCACCAUGGAGACCAGCUCACAAGCUAUAAUCCUGCCUCAUUCUUCUGAUGUUACCCAACAGGCUGACACUAGACCGGAAUCGAUCUGCAGUGGACAACAAGCAGAUAUUAGACCAGAAUCUAUCUGCAAUGGACAACAAGCAGAUAUUAGACCCGAAUCGAUCUGCAAUGGACAACAAGCAGAUAUUAGACCCGAAUCGAUAUGCAAUGGGCAACAAGCUGAUAUUAGACCAGAUUCUAUCUGCAAUGGUCAACAGGCUGACAUUAGACCAGAUCUAGUGAGCAAUAGUCAACAGGCUGACAUCAGACCAGAUCUAGUGAGCAAUAGUCAACAGGCUGACAUCAGACCAGAUCUAGUGAGCAAUAGUCAACAGGCUGACAUUAGACCAGAUCUAGUGAGCAAUAGUCAACAGGCUGACAUUAGACCAGAUCUAGUGAGCAAUAGUCAACAGGCUGAUAUUAGACCAGAUCUAGUGAGCAAUAGUCAACAGGCUGACAUUAGACCAGAUCUAGUGAGCAAUAGUCAACAGGCUGACAUUAGACCAGAUCUAGUGAGCAAUAGUCAACAGGCUGACAUCAGACCAGAUCUAGUGAACAAUAGUCAACAGGCUGACAUCAGACCAGAUCUAGUGAGCAAUAGUCAACAGGCUGACAUUAGACCAGAUCUAGUGAGCAAUAGUCAACAGGCUGACAUUAGACCAGAUCUAGUGAGCAAUAGUCAACAGGCUGAUAUUAGACCAGAUCUAGUGAGCAAUAGUCAACAGGCUGACAUUAGACCAGAUCUAGUGAGCAAUAGUCAGCAGGCUAAUAUUAGACCAGAUCUAGUGAGCAAUAGUCAGCAGGCUGACAUCAGACCUCUCUCCUUCUCCUCCAGUACUCAGCUAGCUCCUGACACUACCACCACAGCCUCCCAGUUCUCUCCAGACUACUCUGACACUGCCUCUCAAGCUGUCAGUCAAGUAGAGGACUCUUCCAGCCAGUUCGACAAGAGCGCUAGCUCUGUGGAUACUGUUGCUGUGGAUACUGUUGCUAUGGAUACUGUUGAUUCUGUUGUAGCUCUGAAGAAACCUGUUGACGCUGUUAAAGUAGUCAUGUCAGCAACCCAGACAGAAAAUAGUGAGUCUGAUGAGGAGCUCAACAUCUGGACUCCAGAUCUGAUAUGUGUUGACAUGGAAGAGGAUGAGGAGGAAGAGAUCUCUGUAGAAGCAGACUCCAAAGAUAGGGUACAUUCCCAGAUGGAGGAAGUGAGACCUGAGUCUAUUACAAAGGGCACUCAGUGGGAAGACGAGGAAGAGUUCUACGAUGUUCAGGAGCCACAAGAGACAUCCUCUAAACAGCCUACUCAGGACCCACAAGAGACAUUCUCUACUCAGGAGCCACAAGAGACAUCCUCUAAACAGGAGCCACACGAGACAUCAUCUACACAUCCUACUCAGGUUCUGGAGGAGGUGAGAGAGAGUGAGGGUUGGAACCUGAGAGUUGAGGCGGUCUUAUCCUCUCCUGUCCUCGUCUCCCCCACCUCAUGGCUCGACGAUCAGGAGCUUAUUAUUCAGGAUUUGGUGGAAGAAUCCAGGAACUUGAGCGGAACUCCCCCCGGCAAAUUAGAAACGUUAUCAGCAAGACAGGAGUACCUGGUCUCGCUCCGUCACCAGAUCACCCUUUACAUGGACCUGUGUACUGAAGUAGAGGUAAAGUUGGGGGACGUGUCCAGUACUCUCGAUAAACCAAACCUCUGGUUAUCUAGCUCCCUGGAUGGAGGACUGCAGGAACAGCUCGAUAUCACCAAGGAUCUGCAGAGUGAGUUACGCACGAUAGGAGAGGAUAUUACCAGUGUAGAACAGUUCGCAGGGAAGCUAGAUCAGAUACUACCCGGACAAACCCACAACUCUCAGAACUUACGGGACAACUUCAACAAUUUAUCAGCCCGUGUGGGUGAGAAGUCAAACUAUUUGGAGGUGGAGAGUAACAAAUUCCUCAAGUUCCGUCAGGACUACAAUGAGCUAGGGGCAUGGCUACAGACAGCUCUAAAUGACGGGCCCAGUGAAGAAAGUAACACAGCAGACUCUUUAGGAAGCUUACAACGCUCCCAGAACAUAUAUAACACGUACAAGACUAGAGUAGACGAGCUGAGCGUGCUGAAACUGAAACUAGACAAUGUUAUAGCGUACGGAAGAGACCUACUGAUACAUCUCUCUCCCUCUGCUGCAAAACAACUCACGAGUGAUCUGACAAUACUACACACGUUGUGGGAGAAGCUAGACGAGGAAGUGAGAAGUAGAUACAGUGAAGUUAACAUAGCACUAGAGGGACUCCUCAACCUACAGGACCACACUAACACUAUCACAACCUGGUUAGAAGGGUUGAGUAGAAGAGAGAGUACACACCAACCUGAAGAAGGGGAUCAGUACACUAGACAUGUGCAACUCUACCAUGGUUACAUCGACCAACUUAACACUCAGUCAGCAGAAAUACAGUCUACUCGACAACUCUCUCACCAAUUGAUGGGAUCACUAGAUUCUAGUUACGAGCAGUUCAUUUCCUCCCAGUUUGAGACUUGUAACGGUCGAUGGGCUCAGCUCUCUGAUAAGAUCACACGUAAAUCAGAGCGAUGUCGCCACUUGCAAGACCUUCAAGCAUCACUUCGUGGUCACGAGGUCAUGAUGUCACAGUUUGACACUAUGCUGAAGGAGCUGGAGUUAUUGUUGCGUAGUGAAGGCUAUGAUAAGAGCUUUAUAACCGGGUUACCGGGACUACACGACCAGAUCACCGCCUCCCUACAGCUGGUGGGCUCGCUAGAGAAGGAGUGCGGGCAACUACAACUAGAGGACAGUGUGUGUAGUUGUGGGCUGGAGAUAUCACUGGGAACUACUAGCAGCAAGUGUAGAGCUAAGUGCCAGCUCCUACUGGAACUCCUCUCUAAAUAUCAGGGUGAUCUAGACGGGCACCUGAGGGAUGUUAAACUGUGCACUGCUCUGUACUCUGAGCUGACUACUGAACUUGGUGUGAUAGCAAAUCACGUGUUAUCAGCACUGAGCAACACUUCUCUUCCUAUAUCAGACAGAUUGGAAGCAGUAACAAUGCGGUGUGUGCAACUAGAAGGGUUACAAGUUAAAAGGGCUACAGCUGACGAGCUCUCCCUAAAGCUCUUCAAGCUAGCCUCCAAAUCUGAGACAGACACAAUCUCGCUCGGAAAGGCGGAUUUAGAGCGGACGUGGCUGAAAGUAACGGAGGAUAGUACACAUGCACAGGAGGAACUUGAGGCGAAGGCGAGUAGGCUGGCAGAGUUCCAGGAGAAAAGCGAGGAGCUGAAGAGGUGGUUAUCAGGGCUGAAGAGCAGAGUGGGAGACCUGGAUCCUAACCACAUUGUAGUUCCUAGUGCUCUUCAGGGAGAUAUUCUCUCUAUCAAGGCGCUAGGUGAUGAGUUGAGGAAGGGGGAGAAGGUGCUUGAGGAGGUUAAGUUUAUCGGAACAGCUCUAAAAGAAGAGGACACUAGUGUGGACUACGGUGUGGAGCUGGCGCUUCUUCUCGACACCUUUUCUAUCAUCGCUGACUCUGUCUCCACCAAAACGGGGCAGUACGAAGCAGCAGUAGAGGACUGGGAGCUGUUCAGACAAGGAGCGGAGGAGAGUAAGGCGUGUGUAGCUGAACUCAAGGAGUUACUCCAACAGGACGAUCCUAUUGGACCUGAUUUAGAGGACAACUUCGAGGAGAUCUCUAAACAGCGGAAAUACCUGUACGAUGCGUGUCAAGGCAGUGUAUUAGCUCUAACCAACCUGUCCAAGAAGCUGGUUGAUAAAGCAGGCCCUGAUGCUACUGCUAUCCUCCUCAGCGAACUUAACUCUGUUCAGGAUGAGUGGGAGGAUGCUGCCGAAGGAGCUGCACAACAGGAGGAGAGACAUAACACAGCCCUGUCUGACUGGGAGGACUUUAAGAACAAGUUAGACCAGCUGACUUUGUGGUUAGAGGACGUACAGGAGGAACUAGCCAGUGACAUUCCUAAGAUAACCGGGGGCAAACAACUACAGAAACUCAACAGCAAACAAGAGGAUUUAGAGAACGGUAUCAGAACCAGAGAUGCAUUGUACGAGGAACUGUGUGAGAAGGGAACAUUCUACAUCAACAACUGUGACUUUGCAGAGCUGGAGGAGAGGAUGGACAAUCUGGACACCAGGUGGAAGAUAGUAGAAGAGGAAAUACCGAACAGAUCUGAGAACAUUAACGCUCUACUGAGUGUAUGGCAGGAUAUUGACGAAGGAACCAGGGAGCUUAAACAGUGGCUAAACGACGCUAAAGUAGCUAUACCUGCUGGAGACGAACUAUCCGUACAUUCAGGGAGUGUUGACGAUACAGCAGCUGAUUUGAUAAGAUAUAAGAACUUUGCGGAGGAAUUGCGCGAGCGACGCUGCAAUCUCCACGACUUGAAGGCUAAACUUCAGGAUAUCGAAUACGAGGAAGAUUCUGGUGAACUAAAGCAGUUGCUUGGAGUUUUUGAAGAGUUAGAUAAGAACUUAGAAGGAGUGAAAGAUAACACUCUCUCUUGGAGACAGAACUUAGAGGACAGUGCUAACUUGUGGAACGUUGUGUCCCCUGCUGACGACAGUAUGAUAGCGCAGGAGCUGAACAAGCUAAGAAACCAGCAAUGUAAUUUAGCUGAGGCGGUGACUUGUCUCAACACUAAAAUAGGAGAGGUUCUCAAUCAACCAGCACCACCCCCCUCCUGGUGCUCCACUCUCCUCAGAUGGGCCCUGCUCCUCUUCCUCGCUUACCUUUUCUUUUACACCUUUAUACUAUGGUUAUCAGACAACGGGCAGUGUCCCGGCAAAUCCUGGCGGUGGUGGAGACAACUCACACCCGGCAUACAGUUUAGGACUUACCACCCCCAGCCCCACUGAGUCAGUCUUAAGUAGAACUAACCACCCCAGCCCCACUGAGUCAGUCUUAAGUAGAACUAACCGCCCCAACCCCACUUAAUUUAUUAUUUGAGUUGUAAAGCUACGUUUAUAUUUGUACACUGAGUGGUUUACUGAGUAUAAAGCGAGUCUUCUGACCUAUAACAGCUCUCCUGUUAGAUUUAUUUAAAUUGCUAUUUGUCUAAGUUUUCAGUUAUGAUGCGGAUCUAUUGAUUGUUGAUAGCGUUUAGCAAAGGUUUUAUCCGGAUUUUACUGCAGAUUGCGGUGCAUUAUUGAUUCUAGAACUUUAAGUCCCUGAUUCUUUAGUACCUCCAUCAGAUAGAUAGACAGCUCCACCGAUCUGAGAUUUAUGAAGUUGUACAUUUUAACUAUCUGAGAUUUAUGUUCCUUUAUCAUUUAUUCUAAGUUGAGUGUUAUUCUUUAAGUUUAAACCUUGAGUGUUAUUAAUAUUUAUUGGGUUUAAACAUUAGGUGAACGACAGUUCAAAUGUAAUGUACAUUACAUUACAUUGUACAUAGAACGAAUAACCCCGCUAUUUGACUCCUGUAUGAUGAUUGUCACUUCAGAUUUUAUUUUUAUUUUCAUUCAGACACCUGAAA
Bolinopsis microptera is the source of this 8204-nucleotide messenger RNA. Its product is annotated as microtubule-actin cross-linking factor 1-like. The record is from RefSeq and is a predicted model, not a curated record. The transcript has 26 exons. Gene Ontology annotation, cellular component: cytoplasm; nuclear outer membrane; meiotic nuclear membrane microtubule tethering complex. Bases 2131 to 7587 code for a protein of 1818 amino acids. Gene Ontology annotation, biological process: nuclear migration. Gene Ontology annotation, molecular function: actin filament binding. Lineage: Eukaryota; Metazoa; Ctenophora; Tentaculata; Lobata; Bolinopsidae.